AUGAAUAUUGGUAGAUUAGCACAGGACGAACUGGCCUACGAGAUGAAGGUCAGAGGCCUAAAAGUAGGGACAGUAGAGGAAAUGCGAAAGGCAUUGAGGUCGUCGAGGUUGCUCGUUAAGAGGAACUCGAUGGAAGUAAGUUUAGUUUACCCCUUCAGUUAUGAAGAGGAUGUCGAGGCAAUAGAAGCUAAGAUUGAGGAGAUCAGGGUCCUUCUUAAAGUACCUCCGAGGAAUCCAAAGUCAUCGGAGUACAUUAAGAUAGUGACGAAAAUUGAGUGGUGUAUAGGCAGGUUAGCUAGGACACCUUGUGAGGCCGAAGAUGAAGAAGAUGAAGUUAGUUCACUUCGGAACAAGGUUUUGUGUCUGUUAGGAGAUCUCACUGGUGAUAGUGAGAAUAGCGAUAGGGAAGAGGAAGUGGAGAAAGAAAAGACUCCACUUAAGAUUCAAACCCAACUUCGAGUACAAGUUGGUCAGACUCCUUGUAGUGGACGGUCUGCGUUAGGACUGGCCGGAGGAUCAUUAACUGAACCGAGGGGUGGUGACAGUAAUCCCUCGGCCAAUGAUAUAUCAGUUAGGGUUCCAAUAGGCAAUAGGGUCGAUAGGGGUGACACUUCUGUUGAACAAAUGGUCGUUCAACAGAAAUGCACCGAACGUUUAGGGAAGUGGGGGGUGAAGUUUACUGGUGACUCAGGUGGAGCAUCAAUAAACUCAUUCCUGGAAAGAGUGGAGGAACUUCGUCUGGCUAACGAUGUUCCUGAAAGCCACCUUUUUAAAUCCGCUUCGGAGCUUUUGGCUGGUAGGGCACUUAUGUGGUUUAGGUCGGUUAGGGAAGAUUUAGGGGAUUGGCAGGAACUCGUCAAGGAACUCAAAGCGGAGUUCCUUCCUGCGAAUUACGAUGAUCUCUUGUUGGAGGAGAUUAAUCGGCGUUCGCAGGGAAAGGAGGAAACUUUCGGCGCGUAUCUUACCACGAUGAGGACAUUGUUUCGAAGAUUAUCGGAACCUUUGUCAGAGGGAAGGAUGCUUUCGAUUUUAAAGAAAAAUGUAGAUCCCUUCUAUCAGGUGCAGAUAGCUAGUGCCAAACCAGAGACGGUUAAGGAACUUGCUAUCUUAGGUAGGGAAUUAGAUACGCUUAAGGUGAAUGUGGAUAGCUUUACCCCACCUUCUAAAAGCAAAAAUUUGUUGGAACCGGAGUGCGGUUACCAACCUAGUUCGUCUGGACAACACCGAGUAGCGGCUGUUGCUCCAGUUUCCGAGAAUCCACUUAGGCAGUCGGUUAGGUGUCACAAUUGUAACAGGGAAGGACAUAUAGCUUCGAGAUGCACCGUUCAGAAACGUUGCUUCGGUUGUGGAGCUGUAGGAGUGACAAGGAGUCCGUCGGCGUUAGGAAGGUCGUCUGCUGACGAUCAGCAGGUAGGAGUUCAUUUGAGUUUCACGUUAGCGGCAAAUGGUAGGGACACUAGACCAUAUUUAGGAGUUAGGGUUUAUGGAAUCAAGUUUUUAGGACUUCUUGAUUCAGGAGCCUCUCGUACCAUUGUGGGUGGUGACGGGUGGAAAAUUUUUAAACAGUUAGGGCUAACGUUAGGAAAGAGUAGUGUUGGGUCAGUAGCGUUAGCAGAUGGAACAGGUGUAGGUGUAGCUGGAUCUGUUUCUCUACCAGUGGAGGUUGAGAACAAAUCCUUUUUGAUAGAAUGUCUGGUCAUUCCAAAUCUUCCACACCAGUUGAUCUUGGGUGCCGAUUUCUGGGCACUAUCGGGCAUAGUCCCGGAUUUGAGAUCAGGUGUGUGGAAUUUUUCGAACCAAGAGAGAUUGGCUUCGAUGACAGACAUGGUAGCGAUUAGGGAAAAAUCGGAUUUGAACGAUUUUGAAAAUAGGAAGCUAGAAUUAGUGUUAGAAGAACUUUUUAAAUCAAUGACCGAAGGGUUAGGGUGUACCAACUUAGUUGAGCACAAGAUUAGGACGUCUGCGGAACCGAUAAAACAACGAUAUUACCCUGUUUCGCCAGCGAUUCAGAAACAUAUCGAUCAGGAGCUCCAGGAGAUGUUGGAGGCUGGAGUGAUCGAGAAGUCGAAGAGUCCUUGGGCAUCGCCGAUUCUUCUGGUUAAGAAGAAAGAUGGCAGUUAUCGGUUCUGUGUUGACUAUAGGAAAUUGAAUGAGGUUACAGAUAGGGAUGCUUAUCCACUACCAUUUAUUUCAGCGAUUUUAGACAAGCUUCGAAACGCGAAGUACUUGUCUUCUUUAGACAUUAAAUCUGCUUAUUGGCAGAUUCCAAUGGAAAAAGAAUCGCGAAAGUACACAGCCUUUACCGUGCCAGGGCGUGGCCUGUAUCAAUUUUGCAGGAUGCCUUUCGGUUUGCACAAUUCCCCGGCAACUUGGCAGAGGUUUAUUGACGACGUUCUAGGUCCUGACUUAGAACCGUUCGUCUUUGUGUACUUGGAUGACAUUAUCAUCGUCACCGAUUCUUUUGAUAGGCACCUAGAAAUUUUAAAAGAAGUUUUUAAAAGGUUAGGAGAUGCAGGUUUAAAAGUAGGUAGGGAAAAGUGUAAUUUUUGUAGGCCUUCUUUAAAAUUUCUAGGGUAUGUAGUUGAUAGGAACGGGCUUCAUGUUGACCCGGAAAAAGUGGAAAGCAUGAUUAGGAUUCCUGCACCGAAAAACGUGAAGGAAAUUAGGAGUUUUGUAGGGACUAUUUCUUGGUACCGUAGGUUCGUACCAAAUUUUGCAAUUUUGGUUAGGCCUCUUACCGAUCUCUUAAAGAAAAGUAAGAAAUUUGAGUGGACAAAAGAAUGUGAGGAGAGUUUCAGGAAAGCCAAAGAGUGUUUGGUUACGGCACCGAUUCUGACAUGUCCGGAUUUUUCAAGGCCGUUUGUUGUACAAACAGAUGCGUCGGACUAUGGCAUCGGGGCCGUAUUAUCUCAGGAGUUUGAGGAUGGCGAAAAAGCCAUUUGUUAUUUAAGUCGGUCAUUGAAUAGGAAUGAAAGGAACUACUCUACGACCGAAAAGGAAUGUUUAGCGGUCCUUUGGGCGAUUGAAAAGUUGCGACCGUAUCUCGAAGGUGUUCGAUUUACAGUCGUAACUGAUCACCACUCUUUGGUCUGGUUAAGCAACCUUAAGGAUCCGCAGGGUAGACUAGCUCGUUGGGCCAUUCGGCUCCAACAAUUUGAUUUCAAGAUCAUCCAUAGAAAGGGGAAAGAACAUGUCGUUCCUGAUAUGUUGUCGCGAGGAGUUCCAGAAGUAGCUGGUGUCUCUGAAGCGGAUUCGGACCCUUGGGUGAUUAAAAUGAAAUCGCAGGUAGAAAAGAGCCCUUUAGAAUACCCAUCUUGGCGAGUUGAGAAUGGGCGGCUCUAUAAACACGUUAGGUUGAACCAUAUAGUCGUUCAUAAUAGCGGUGAGGAGUGGAAGUUAGUGUUAGGGAAAAGUGAUAGGACGAGAACCCUUAACGAGUGCCAUGAUGCUCCGCUUUCAGGACAUAUGGGCGUUAAGAAAACUUUUGCUAGGGUAGCAGAAAAAUAUUACUGGCCCAAAAUGAGGAGUGAUAUAACGAGGUAUGUUAGGAGUUGUAAAAUUUGUCAAAGCGUGAAACCGGUGAACGAAAAACCAGCUGGUCUAAUGACCGAACGAGUAGGCAAUUCCCAACCGUGGGAAAUGAUUUGCGUGGACUUGGUGGGUCCAUUACCAAAAUCGUCGCGAGGAUUCGUUUACAUUUUAACGGUCGUCGAUUACUUCACUAAAUUCCCCUUAGGUUUACGGCGAAUUAUCAUCCGCAAGCGAAUCCGGCGGAACGGAUAA
Molecule: messenger RNA, 3783 nt
Organism: Eupeodes corollae
Lineage: Eukaryota; Metazoa; Arthropoda; Insecta; Diptera; Syrphidae
Exons: 3
Coding region: 1-3783 (1260 amino acids)
Biological process (GO): proteolysis
Molecular function (GO): aspartic-type endopeptidase activity; zinc ion binding; nucleic acid binding
Source: RefSeq, a predicted model, not a curated record